AUGGUUGCGCCACUGCGCAGCUCCAUCUUCGAAUCUCGCGGAGGUCCGCUGUCGCUGGAGCGCGGCAUGGCCUACUUCGAAGUUGAGGCAUCUGGGCUCCGGGCGCGUUCCGCCGUGCAAGACAUGGCCAAGUGCUCUCAGAGCAUGGCGAUCGGCCUCACCUCCCAGCGGCCUGGCGGUGGUCGGCCCCUGCUGCGCCUGGACUGCGCGCGGGAGGACGCCCACGCGGUGCUCCUGGGCUAUGACUUGCCCAAGAUCUUUGCUGAUGGCAAAGAGGUUGGCAAGAUCAACGCCAAGCACUGGCGGCCGUUGAAGGACCUCACAGUGGGCACGAGGGUGGGGCUGCUGAUGGACCGCAACGCCAUGGAGCUUGCGGUCUACGUCAAUGGCAUGCGAAAGGUGACGGCGGCCUUGCCGGGGACGUCUCAGCGUUGGGCCGAAUGCUGGGGCAUGGUGGAUGUGCAUGGCAAUGUCCGGGCGCUGCGCUUGCGGCCCGGGAAGCCGCGCUGGCGGGUUUAA
Molecule: messenger RNA, 519 nt
Organism: Effrenium voratum
Lineage: Eukaryota; Dinophyceae; Suessiales; Symbiodiniaceae
Source: the annotation of a GenBank genome assembly